Molecule: messenger RNA, 2337 nt
Organism: Phyllopteryx taeniolatus (common seadragon)
Lineage: Eukaryota; Metazoa; Chordata; Actinopteri; Syngnathiformes; Syngnathidae
Gene: decr1
Product: 2,4-dienoyl CoA reductase 1, mitochondrial
Exons: 10
Coding region: 100-1086 (328 amino acids)
Biological process (GO): fatty acid beta-oxidation
Cellular component (GO): mitochondrion
Molecular function (GO): 2,4-dienoyl-CoA reductase (NADPH) activity
Source: RefSeq, a predicted model, not a curated record
UUCUCUACUACAUUACUUGAUUAUUUUGACUUUUAUGUCGCUUUAUUUCGAAAAGGCGCACGCCGACGUCCGGGUCAAAGUUGAGCAGCUGUCGUCAACAUGGCGUCGUGGGGUCUUCGGAGGAAAACUUUCCGAACUUUUGUGGCGUCGUGUUUUCACAGCUCGCCAGCUGCCGCUCAGCAGCCUCCUCUUCCUCACUCGCGCUUCUUCCCGCCGCUGGAGGCGGCCAUGUUGCCGCCCGGAACCUUCCUGGGGCGGGUGGCGUUCGUCACGGGAGGUGGGACCGGACUGGGCCGCGCCAUGACUGCCACCCUCUCCCACCUGGGGGCUGAGUGCGUCAUCGCCAGCAGGAAGUUGGAGGUCCUGCAACAGACGGCAGACGAGAUCACCAGUCAGACUGGAAACAAGGUCCACGCAAUCCAGCUUGAUGUCAGAGAUCCUCAGGCUGUUACGCAUUGCGUAGAACACAUGGAAAGUCUCACAGGCUUACCUGAUGUGAUCGUCAACAAUGCGGCGGGAAACUUUGUGUGUCCGUCGGAAAAUUUGUCGGCCAACGCGUGGAAGAGCAUCACCGACAUCGUCCUGAACGGCACCGCCUUCGUCACGCUGGAGCUUGGAAAGCGGCUGGUCCGCAAUCAGAAAGGUGCAGCCUUCCUGGCCAUCACAACCAUCUACGCCGAGUCGGGCUCCGGGUUCGUGGUUCCCAGCGCUGCCGCCAAGGCAGGCGUCGAGGCGCUCUACAAGUCUUUGGCGGGAGAGUGGGGACGCUAUGGACUCAGGUUCAACAUCAUCCAGCCUGGACCCAUCAGAACCAAGGGGGCCUUCAGCCGCUUGGACCCGACGGGACAAUUUGAAGCAGGAAUGCUGAAUCGCAUCCCGACGGGCCGACUGGGCCGAGCAUCUGAGAUGGCAAACUUGGCGUCGUACAUGUGCAGCGACUACGCCAGCUGGAUUUCGGGGGCCGUGGUCCGCUUCGAUGGUGGCGAGUAUGUGAUGAUGGCGGGAGAAUUCAACGAGCUUCGCAAGGUCACAGGUGAUCAGUGGAAGAUGAUGGAGAAGAUGAUCCGAAGCACCAAAGGAUCCUAAAGACACGCCCGCUCUGUGAUGUCAUCAAACUGAGCCGCUCCAUCCAACUAUGUUGCCAUAAUAUAUAGACUCAACUGUAGUACAACACGUGUACAAGUAUGUUUUUGUAUGCUAGUAUUCACGGACUACUUCCUUUACAUAAGUCAGAUACUCUUUUCUAUGUGCUGUAAUUGCGUGUUAUUAAAGUUGUUACCAUUGGUACAAUAUGUUUGUAUAAUCCACUGUUUUACGAUCAGGCGGCACGGUGAAUGGGGGGUUAGCACAUCUGCCUCACAGUUCUGAGGACCGGGGUUCAAAUCCCGGCCCUGGCUGUGUGGAGUUUGCAUGUUCUUCCCGUGUGUGUGUGGGUUUUCGCCGCGUACUCUGGUUUCCUCCCACAUCACAAAAGCAUGCGUGGUUGGUUGAUUGAAGACACUAAAUUGCCCAUAGGUGUGAAUGUGAGUGCGAAUGGUUGUUUGUUUCUAUGUUAGGUGAGGGGACUGAGCCUCCCCGCCUCUGCGGGCGAGGAGGGAGUGCACGGUCCAUCCCCACCACUCCACUCCAGGCAACGGCCAAGCCUCACCUGCUUGGGCGCAGUACUUGAUUUACCCUUAAAUUAGGUUAAUUUACCUUUAUUUUUUGGUUGUCUAAUCCAUCCAUCCAUUUUCUGAGCCGCUUCUCCUCACUAGGGUCGCGGGCGUGCUGGAGCCUAUCCCAGCUGUCAUCGGGCAGGAGGCGCGGGGUACACCCUGAACUGGUUGCCAGCCAAUCGCAGGGCACAUAGAAACUAACAACCAUUCGCACUCACAGUCAUGCCUACGGGCAAUUUAGAGUCUCCAAUUAAUGCAUGUUUUUGGGAUGUGGGAGGAAACCGGAGUGCCCGGAGAAAACCCACGCAGACACGGAGAGAACAUGCAAACUCCACACAGGCGGGGACGGGGAUUGAACCCCGCACCUCAGAACUGUGAGGCUGACGCUCUAACCAGUCGGCCACCGUGCUGCUGGUUGUCUAAUUUCACCCUUAAUUUGAUUAGUUUCUCCUGAAUUUGUGGUUGUAUUUGUCCCUUCUUUUGGUUUGUUUACCCUUAAUCGUGGUUUUGUUGAUUUAAUUUUGGUAACCCAUCCUCCUUCCAUUUCCAAUUGUUUUCCAUCUGUCCUCCUUUUUAGGUUCUAAUUUGGAUUCAAUUAAUGUUCACUAUAACCUUUGUUGUGCAAUUUGCCUUAAUUUGUGGUUAUUUUUGUCCUUUGUUGAGUAAAUGUACCUUUCGUUUU